UUCAUUUCGUAGGUGUGAAAUAAUUCUGGUAAUAUCAAUGAUAAUCGUUUCCCGUCGGUCAGAUGCUUAUUUUGAAUCAACCGCCGAAAUGUCUAUGAAUCGUACCGCGAGUCGCUCUUAGAUCGCUUAAUACGCGGAUAUAGCUAUAUUUUUUCAUCGACAACAACAAGAGUAACUCGUUAGUUUAGUUAUGCUUACAGCUGCUGUUGGCAAAAAUAGAAAGUAGCGAACAAAGCCAUCCCCGAGUGUAAAUGAAACGAGCGAACAGAUGUUUCCGUAUCGGAAGCGAUCACUGACAGGUGGCGACGGCUAGGCCAGAGAGAGCUAAACAAAAAGUUUUCAAACGCGCUAAACGCGGCCAACACGGUUCCGUCAAAAUUUACCCCAUUAGGUGUUUAAUAUUUUAAGAAAUUCCGCGAGUCUUUGCUACGGCCUAAAUCGGAUCGAUAAACCACUCAACACCGAUUGAAGUACAACAAAUCCUCAGUGAAUAUUCACCCUGCAAUAGUAAUAUGACAUCACACUUGAAAUUUUCUGCUAUUGACGUACCGCUGCUGCUAAGGUUCAGUGCUCGACCGGCGUUGCAUUUGUGUUUAACAGACAGUUCAUUGCACAGUUCACAAGAUCAUUGUGAAUAGAAAACAAAAAAUAUGAUCAAGGGUAAGAAGCCUGGAGAUAAGAUGAAACGGUGCGACAAGGCACCAAUACGAGUCACCGAAACGCGAAAUGGGGAUAAACAUUCUACGGAAUAUUGGACCGCCCCAGCAAGUGGAAUAAUUUACACCACCGGGCCGAAAAGAGUGCGAUCGAAGUCUGCCAAUUCAAAUUGUAAAACAGCAUCGAAACUGGCGUCGACGCGGGUCUUGAGCCCGGAAAGUGGAAAGAAAGAUUUAGAUGGAAAAGUACAGGAAAUUAGAAAAAAAGGGAGCCUUUGUUGUGUGUUAGAUGAAGAAAAUCGCGACAAUAUUCAGUAUCAGCUGCCGUCGUCACAAUUUUUGCAAACUCACGGAAGGCGGUAUGAAGAAAAAGAAUUUACCGAACAGACCAGAAAGGCGAAAAAGGUACCGAGCCUCGAUACCGAUGCGGGUAGUUCAAGAGAUCCGACUUACAUAUUGCGGAAAGAAAUACACGAUUGGAAAGUCCACGAAGCUCUGACUAACAGAGUCGAAAAUUUGCUGAGCGAAAUUGAGACAACGUCACCACCCGAAGACCGCACCAAAGCUCCGCGAACAUCGGCUAGAACUCGAAUGAAAGCUUCCGAUAAACCUCCUCCCGACUUGCGCGAAAAAAAUACUACAAACGUUAUUGGGUAAGUACUUUACUAUACUGCAGCUAUCGUAACGUGAAUGAAUUACAAUCAUGCAAAGUUCUGUUAAUUUACAAGAACACGAGGUGUGAUUACAA
This is a messenger RNA of Diprion similis, 1404 nucleotides long. RefSeq lists its product as uncharacterized. The coding region runs from base 651 to 1313 and encodes 220 amino acids. NCBI's taxonomy places the organism in Eukaryota, Metazoa, Arthropoda, Insecta, Hymenoptera, Diprionidae. The record is from RefSeq and is a predicted model, not a curated record. The transcript has 3 exons.